AUGGCGCCUUUUGUUGAAGAACACAACAGAGAUCAAGAAUCGCAAAAUGUUGAAGACGAUUCGAGUUUAGAUGAUCAGAAGCAGAAAUCUAGAAGCCAGUUUAAGAAAAGAGUGAUUUUUGGUUUAGGAAUUGGAUUGUCUGUUGGAGGUAUUGUAUUAGCUGGAGGAUGGGUAUUCACGGUAGCAGUAGCAGCUGCGGUUCUUCUAAGUGCCCGGGAAUAUUUCGAGCUGGUGAGAAGUAAAGGAAUUGCUCAAGGAAUGACUCCUCCUCCACGAUAUCUUUCUAGAGUCUGCUCGGUUAUAUGUGCUCUUAUGCCCAUACUUACAUUGUAUUUUGGUCAUAUAGAUAUCUCAGUGACAUCAGCGGCGUUUGUUGUUGCAAUGGCACUGUUGUUACAAAGAGGAAACCCGCGUUUUUCUCAGCUGAGUAGUACAAUGUUUGGCCUGUUUUACUGUGGAUAUCUUCCUUGUUUCUGGAUAAAGCUACGGUGUGGUCUUACUGCUCCAGUUCUAAACACCGGAAUUGGAAGAAGCUGGCCUACUAUCCUCGGUGGCCAAGCACAUUGGACAGUUGGACUUGUUGCUAUAUUGAUUUCUUUCUGCGGUAUAAUUGCCUCAGACACGUUUGCUUUUCUUGGUGGCAAGGCAUUUGGUAAAACUCCUCUUAUUAGCAUUAGUCCAAAGAAGACAUGGGAAGGAGCUCUUGCAGGACUUGUUGGUUGUAUUUCCAUUACCAUUUUACUCUCCAAAUCGUUGUCCUGGCCUCAUUCUCUUGUCAGCACUAUAGCUUUUGGAGUUCUUAACUUCUUCGGAUCUGUCUUUGGUGACUUAACGGAGUCAAUGAUCAAACGUGAUGCGGGUGUCAAAGACUUUGGCUCACUCAUCCCUGGACAUGGUGGUAUAUUGGACAGAGUUGAUAGUUACAUUUUCACUGGUGCAUUAGCCUACUCGUUCGUAAGACUUCAUGGAGUUUGAUUCUAUGGCUGUAUCCCCAAGAAACUCACCCUAGCUUCAAGUAAAAACUUACAAAGCCGGUGCGAUUUCCCCCCUCACGAGAGUGAAAUUCAAAGAAAUAUAUAGCAAUGAUGGUGAAAUGGCUGCAGAAUAUUCUGAGAUUGGCCUGUUGUUUGAGUGAACCGGUAUGCAAUUUUUGGUUUAAUGCGAGUAAACUGGUUCAUUAGGCGAAUUCUCAGACCAUUGGUCUGUGUUGUCUGACCGGUAAUGCGAUGGCGGCAUUUGGAAAUUGAUUUAGUGAUUCAUUCUUGAUUACUUUCCAAAAUAUU
Molecule: messenger RNA, 1283 nt
Organism: Arabidopsis lyrata subsp. lyrata
Lineage: Eukaryota; Viridiplantae; Streptophyta; Magnoliopsida; Brassicales; Brassicaceae
Product: phosphatidate cytidylyltransferase 5, chloroplastic
Exons: 7
Coding region: 1-975 (324 amino acids)
Cellular component (GO): membrane
Molecular function (GO): transferase activity, transferring phosphorus-containing groups
Source: RefSeq, a predicted model, not a curated record